Messenger RNA from Hyalella azteca, 2262 nucleotides. RefSeq names its product alpha-catulin (gene alpha-Catr). Gene Ontology annotation, biological process: Rho protein signal transduction; cell adhesion. The transcript is spliced from 15 exons. Gene Ontology annotation, molecular function: actin filament binding; cadherin binding. The record is from RefSeq and is a predicted model, not a curated record. The annotation marks the transcript as partial. NCBI's taxonomy places the organism in Eukaryota, Metazoa, Arthropoda, Malacostraca, Amphipoda, Hyalellidae.
AUGAUUGCACUUGUGUAUCCAGUUCAAGCUGCGAUCAGCAGCUUAGAGAAGCUGUGCGAGAGCGCCGAGGCUCAGAUGACGUCUAACUGCAUCCCUCCGCUGACCUGCUCCAUAUCCAGCCUGCAGCAGACCAACUGCUGCGUCGCGAACUCUGUCGGCGGCAUUUCGAACUCUGGGCCUUUGCCUCCACCCCACAUCAUCCCUCCCCUGAUGGGUGUGGGCAACUCCCCCCCUCACAUGGGUCCCCCAGACCCUACCCCUGUAACAUCCAUAGACCCCGUGGGUCUGAUGGGUCCCGGCAGACCCAUAGAGUACAGAGGCAGUCUGGUGCGCGCGGCGCGGUGUCUGCUGGCGAGCGUCACGCGAGUCUUGCUGCUGGCAGACACUGUCGUGGUCAAGCAGCUGCUACUCGCCAAGGACAAGAUUAGCCACUCGAUGUCGCGGCUGGAAAGCGUGACGAACUUCACGGAGUUCGUGUCGGCGUUCAGCCAGUUUGGCGGGGAGAUGGUGGAGCUAGCGCACCUCUCAGCAGACCGCCAGAACGACCUCAAGGAUGAGAGACGAAGGGCUCAGAUGACCGCCGCUAGGAAGGUGCUUGACAGAAGCACGAUGCUGCUGCUAGUCGCCUCCAAGGUGUGUUUAAGACACCCCGAGUGCGUGACGUCACGGGAGAACCGCGACACGGUCUUCUGCCAGAUGCGGCGCGCCAUGGACCUCAUCCACUACGUCGUCAAGGACGGCGUCCUCGAGACGGACUCAGAACAGCUCAAGAUGAACGGCCACAGCCCUCCUGUCGAGCCGCAGGGCGUCUUCAGAACCAGACAAGACGACUGGGACGUGACACAGACGAUGUACGGCGCCAUUAGAAGGUUGGAGGACAACGUCGAGAUGACCAGAAUGACGCUCUUCGGCGCUGCCGUGCGCGACAGAUUAUGUCUGGCUGUGGACACGAUCAGCGAAUGUUCGCAGGACUUCACAGACUCUGCGUACACGAGCCACGAACACCGCGAGAACAUCAUCCUCCUGGCGGACAGAAUACGACUGCAGCUCAACCAACUCCUCAGAGUCGGUGUCAGCUUAGAACAGAAAGAAGUUUUGUCGCCGAGCGCCGACCUGGACGCUGCGAUCAGCGCUGUGCUCACCGCCACCGGCGACCUGCGAACCGAACUCCACAACACGGCGCUUGAGCAGGCUGCCGAGAUCGUGCGUGGAGGCUGCGAGGUGAGCGAGCUCAUGAGUGCCCUCAAGAACUCAGGUCUGGCCACGGACCAGGAGAGACUGGACGAGUACUCGGACCGCUUCCUCGAGCACAUCGAGCACAUACAAGAGGUCUGUAAGCUGCUCCGGCACGUGGCACCGACGGAGGCGCUGCAGGUCGCCGCCAAGUACAGCGAGAUCAACCUGAAGAUCUACGGCCCGCAGGUGGUCACCGCCGCCCAGACGCUCUGUCUCUACCCCACUUCAAAAAUCGCCAAGGAAAAUGUUGAAGUUUUCUGCAACGUGUGGUUGAACCUUGUCGGCGAUGUCAAGCUUCUCACCAAAGACAUCAACGACCAAAUACUUGCUGAGGACAAACCUGCUGAGAAGCAAGUCUACAUGUCCCUGCCAAGACCUGGGAAGCAUGGCACUACGACUAAAGCACCCAAGCCUACGAGAUUAGAUCAAGAGGAGCAAGCGAAACUGGCUAAGUCUGGGCUAGAUAUGAAGAUGGCUUCAUCCGAGGUGGACCAAGAGGCGGAGAAAUGGGAAGAGAGAAUAAGUCAGGAUGAAGACAACGACAUCGUGAAGCGCGCCAAGAACAUGUCGUCCAUGGCCUUCUCCAUGUACCAGUUCACGAGAGGCGAGGGAGCCUUGCGCACCACCCAGGACCUCUUCACGCAGGGGGAAUACUUCGCUGAAGAAGCUAACAGACUCUACAAAGUCGUGAGACAGUUCUCGUACCAGCUCAAGUCGCAGGUGCCAUCAGGACCUCACAAGAAGGAGCUCAUGGAGUACCUGGACCAGAUCCCCACUCACGUGCAGCUGCUGCAGUACUCCGUCAAGAACCCGACGGUUGGCAAGGCCGCCACCUUCACAAAAGUAGACACCGUCAUCCAGGAGACCAAGAAUCUCAUGAACGUUAUUUCUAAAGUCGUCACGACCUGCUUCGUAUGCGCCACUAAGUACAACCUGGACUUCCGAGGCCUGAGUCCUCGGGGAGGCGGACGAGGUUCCUCCCAAUACCGGACAGAUGGGGACGACGUGGGUGGUAGUGGGGGCGAG